Trypanosoma brucei brucei TREU927 is the source of this 486-nucleotide messenger RNA. RefSeq lists its product as hypothetical. NCBI's taxonomy places the organism in Eukaryota, Euglenozoa, Kinetoplastea, Trypanosomatida, Trypanosomatidae. The record is from RefSeq and is a predicted model, not a curated record. The coding region runs from base 1 to 486 and encodes 161 amino acids. The transcript has a single exon.
AUGAGACAGUUAAUCCCCUUAAAGUACUGUUGCGUUGCUGAUUCCAUCUAUCGUGUGUGUUUUGUUUCCUUGUGUUUUAGUCCAUCUCCUAAUUUUCAUUGUUCUCCCCUGUUCCCCCCGUUUUUUCUCCUUCUUGCUACCAAAUACCGUGUGCGCGUUUGCUCCCGACAUGGCUUUCAUUUUUGGGUUGUCUUCAACCGAAGGAGGACUAGUAUAUUCGACCCUCAAGCGCGCAGCAUGCUUUCGUAUACAGUGAAGGAGGAAGUAAAGGAUGAAAAGCUCCCCGGAGCUAACAACUUCGCUGACGUCGGAGGAUCAUUGGAGGAUGAGGAACCCAUGACGCUGUACACGUGCGCGAAUUGCACGCGCGUUGUAGCAUUAUGCCCGUCCUCCCAACUCAUGUGUACGCAUUGCGUUCAUCGUACGGGUUCCUCUACAGUGUUCUACAAGGUUCGCCAGCAACCCACAACAUAUGACACUAUUUGA